AUGAGAGACCAUGACAAGAGGACAAAUAACCUGCGUUCGGUGCCAGUCCCUCAACGCUUUCCUCAGCACGUCCCAGGGAGGAAUUGGAGACAAAUCGAAUUGACUCAUCGGGAGACAUUGGCCAAUGGCUUACGUGAGUCGCAUGCACCCGUCGCAGACCGCGACACCACUGCUGUCGCCACCCCGAGUCACCAGCGCCAGACCCGUGCUAAUUGCCUCAACGGCGUAAUUUGA
Molecule: messenger RNA, 234 nt
Organism: Mesocestoides corti
Lineage: Eukaryota; Metazoa; Platyhelminthes; Cestoda; Cyclophyllidea; Mesocestoididae
Source: the annotation of a GenBank genome assembly